AGAGAAGUUGACUGGAUAUCACACCCUAACACAAUUGAAAAAUGAUAACAUACACUGUACAAAUUAAACCAAUUUUCCAUUUAAUUUAAUUUAAUUAAUCAAAAAAAGUGCCAAAAUUACAGUGGCCCAAGCUUUUCUGUAUCCAUCAAAACAGCAAAUCAUUCAGCUUCUCGUCGUGCGUUUUUGUGUUGCGAUCUUCUUAAAAUAGUGUCUUUUGAUCGUAUUUUGGAAAAGAAUUGGAGGAUUUGACGUGAUGUUCGUAUUCUACGCCCUCGAUUUGAUCGUUCGGUGUGAAAUUACAGCUGAAAAUGGUGUCCUGUGGCUUUCAAACUUGUAAACCCUAGGGCGGCGCAAAGAAUUCUUAACGGAGCUUCUUGUCUUCAUUACUGAUCCAUUUACUUCGCAGGUGUUGGAGAAACGCGUGUGAAUUUUAUGAUCGGGAAGUUGCAGGAAACGUUCACGUGGUUGAAACUGGGAGACGAGGCUCCGCGAGUUGUUUGAGGCGUGGAUCAGCUUUGAAAUUCUGUUAUUUGGAAGUUUGAUUGUCAAGUAAAGAAACGUUUUGCUGACGUCGGAGCUCAAGUUGAGUGUUUACGAGGGUUUUGGUGUGAAGAAAAGAGCUUCAUCCGCAAUGUUCGCGGAUGAAGCCGUGGCAAACGGUCAUAUGAAGCUGAUAGAGGGUUUGAAAAGACAGGGCGGGAGAGUUGCAUCUAUGUUUGUUAAAGGAGUUUUGUAGAGUUGAAAUUCUGUUAGCCGGCCAGUAUGAAAUCAGGUAGCUCUUCCAGUACAAGAUCUGUGGGCUCACCCUCAAGCAGAUUUAGUGUUUCUGCAGGAGAUCGUACUAGGGAAUCACCACAGAAAGGAUUAAAGGAUUUUGCAAAAAGAUUUCUUGACAGUGGAAUAUUUACAAAUAAGCUUCAAGAUUGGUUAUUUGAAAAGCUAGACAAGUCUCCAGAUGGAAAACUUCUGUUUGAGUCUCCUUUUAAGCUAGAUGAACUCCGUGAGUUUGAUUAUGCUUUGGAGGGGAUUGGUUUCCAACAACUUAUUCGAAUGCCAUGUGGACCGUAUGCAUCAACUUCUGGUCCUGAGGAAGCAGAUGCAUAUUUUGCAAUAGAAGAUUUUUUGCAUGCUGGUGCACAGAGUCUGUGGGAGGCAUUUUGGGGUAACGAUGGACCAAUGCCACUCUAUAUAUCUUGCCCAUAUGGUGCAGGAUCAAAGUUCCACACUGUAGAGAAGGCGGUUGCAAGGGGAAAAGUUCAAGGUCUUUGUGGAACAGCCUUGUUAGUAAAUAAUAAUAGGAAUUCACAGAGGGGCUGGGAUCAGGUUGUAGAGCUUGCGUUGCUAAGGACUGAUCUUGGUGUUAUUCCACAGGAAAAUAAGCGAAUUCCAUCCUUUUCAGCUGUUGGUGAAGCUUUAUUCUAUUCAUUUUAUAUGCUGAUAUCAAGGAGUUUAAGUAAAUCAAACAUUUUGAAGAAUGUGGAUUGCGCCUAUGUGAUGGUGGUUGAUUGUCAGUAUGGAGGAGUCGUGAAGCUCAAGGGGGAUGUAAAUAAACUGGAUAUCAAUGCAAACAAGGUGUAUGAAUGUGCGGUAGAAUGGAUACAACAGCACGCGGAGGUGAGUGUAUCUUCUUUCGAAGAAAUUUGGAACAAGCUCGGCAAUGCUAAUUGGGGAGAUGUGGGUACUCGUCAGCUUCUUUUGGCUAUGUACUAUUCGAUUGUACAAUGCAAAGGAUUGCCAAAAAAAUCCAUUGCUGAGCUGGCUGCAGAUCACAACAAUCGAUUGCAAAAGCGAAGAAUUGAACGAAGGCUUCUUGAAGUACAGGAGAAUGGUGAUGAUUCUUUCCGUCGCCAUCAAAAUAAUCAUUCUUAUGGAGAAAUUGUUGAAAUUCAGGAUGAAUCAGAAUCUUCUAUGCGGAAGGAAACUGAGAAUAUGAAGCUUGAGCCAGGAGUUGUGCUAUGGCUGGAGGAUUCACAUUGGCAAAGAGGUUUUCAGAUACAUGAGGCUAUAGGAGAUGCAAGGCUAUCUUUGUACAGUUGCACUUCGUUGGAAGAACCGGGAAAGCUUUUGGCUGUUUAUGUAGGCUCCAGUCCUUCCCAAUUUGAGCCUGCAUGGGAAGAUAUGAGUAUAUGGUACCAGGUCCAGCGGCAGACAAAAGUUUUGAACAUCAUGAAACAAAGGGGUAUAUCAAGCAAGUACCUACCACAGCUUGUUGCAUCUGGAAGGAUUAAGCAUUCUGGUCAGUGCCACAAGCAGAGUCCAGGUGGUCGCUGUGACCAUCCAUGGUGUGGGACUCCAAUUCUGGUAACUUCUCCAGUUGGAGAAUCAGUCGCCAGUAUGGUUUCAAAGAAUGGCAUAUUCACUGCAGAGGAAGCAUUGAGGUGCUGUCAUGAUUGCUUGUCUGCCUUGCGAAGCACAGUUUCUGCUGGCAUUCAGCAUGGAGAUAUCUCACCCGAUCAUGUAAUUCGUGUGGCAGGCGGAGAAAGACAUUCUUAUUAUGUGCUUGUGAACUGGGGUCGUGCUGUUCUUGAAGAGAGGGAUAGUCCUGCAAUCAAUCUUCAGUUUUCCUCCACAUAUGCUCUUCAAGAAAGGAAGCUCUGCCCUGCAUCUGAUGCAGAAAGCCUAGUCUACUUGCUAUAUUAUUUAUGUGGUGGGAGUACACCGCAACUAGAAUCUUUGAAAGAUGUUUUGCAAUGGAGAGAAAGGUCCUGGGCAAGAAGGUCUAUUCAACAACAGCUCGGUGAAGUUUCAGCUGUAUUAAAAGCAUUUGCUGACUAUGUGGAUAGUCUCUGUGGCACCCCAUAUCCUGUAGAUUAUGAAAUUUGGUUGAGAAGAUUAAAUAGAGCACUGCAUGGUGAAGAUCAUGGCAAAUCCAUAGAUACCACAGCAACCUCAAUAAGAAGUGACGAUGUGGCUGAAUCAUCUGGAACAUCUGGGGCAUCCUUCUCCUAAAGCCAUACAAAAUUGAUUGCAUUUGGUGUUAGUCUCAAGUUGGAUCCUUGUAAUGAGAAUGUAUUUCAUAAUAAAAUGAGUCGAUGCUGAUGUUCUGCUUUUCAAAGAAUUUUCACAAGAUGCUGGAUACAUUUCUUGAUUGCAAUAUCCCCUUAAUCAGUUUUGGCCACUCAUUAUAUAUAAGGAUCCAGUCUGUGCAGUGCAUUAGCAUUUCCUGUGAUAUUUGCAUUUCUUCGAGAUCAUGUUUUAGCAGUCGAUCAGAAAAGUUAUUUUUGGAACUUCUAACAGUACGCUUGUAAUGUAUCUAAUACUCUGGAAAAUAGGUGCUUAUCAGAGCAUAGAGUCUGGAUCAUAACAAUGGUCGUGUAUAAUUCAUCCAUGCAUAUGGGUGCAGCAUAUCUUGUUGCAUCAAUUUUUCAGGAUUCUCAUACGUCCAACGUUGUGUUGAUUCCCAUGGAGUUUUAGAUACAUCACAAGGUUUGCAGCAUAUCUCGUGGCUUCAAAUUUUCAGGAUUCUCAUACUCACAACAUUGUGUUGAUUCCCAUGGAGUUUUAGAUACAUCACAAGGUUUUAACUUUCUGGUUAUGUGUGCAUUACUUGGAAACAGUGGCAAGUAUAUUAAAUUUUGUAAUAUCAUUGAGGUAUAUUAUUUUUUUUCUCGACUUUGAUGUACAGUAUCAUACAAGCCUUGAUAUAUGCUACGAUCGAUCUGAUCUGUUAUUUCUUCCUCUUGUAGCAUGUAUCCCAGCGCUUGAGUGAUUUCAUGUUAGAUAUGUAGAUACUGACAAUGAACUUUGCACUUCGUGUCAUACCUGAUUCUGAUUUUCAA
Molecule: messenger RNA, 3779 nt
Organism: Cryptomeria japonica (Japanese cedar)
Lineage: Eukaryota; Viridiplantae; Streptophyta; Pinopsida; Cupressales; Cupressaceae
Exons: 2
Coding region: 763-2949 (728 amino acids)
Source: RefSeq, a predicted model, not a curated record